This is a messenger RNA of Cataglyphis hispanica, 3911 nucleotides long. Its product is annotated as protein MMS22-like. The transcript is spliced from 21 exons. Gene Ontology annotation, biological process: replication fork processing; double-strand break repair via homologous recombination. Lineage: Eukaryota; Metazoa; Arthropoda; Insecta; Hymenoptera; Formicidae. Bases 428 to 3889 code for a protein of 1153 amino acids. The record is from RefSeq and is a predicted model, not a curated record. Gene Ontology annotation, cellular component: nuclear replication fork.
CUUUGAUGCGCUGCUCGCUUCCGUCGCCAUCUUCGGCUCUCAAACAAGCUUGUAAACAACGGUGACAAAUUCGCGCGAUCAAGAGAGUUUUAGAUGGAGAAAGAAUAAGAUGUGAAAAAUAAAAAAAUUAUGGGAUAUAUCAAUAGAAUUUUGUGUAUAUUUUACCGGUAAUCUUUGUCAGUCACAUGUGUCACAUUUGACUCUACCGCCAUGAUGGAUUUCACGUGAUCAGCGCCAACUGGAAAUACCGCCAAAAUACAUGAAAGUUCGAUGAAAGUUGUUGCCUGCUCCUGAAAGAGGCUGCGGCUGGACAUGUUUCUUCAAAGUAUCACAGAAGCCCAAAAUUUCAGAUCACCUAAAUGCAAUCUACACAACGAUUCAUUACAUCAGAACGAUUAAGAUAUAAGCUUUUAUUGCAAUUUUACAGAUGGAUUUCGAUGUUAUCUUCGAUUGCAGUGGUAAAGUGAAUAUCAAUGAUUGGCAGUUGAGCAGAGGUGGUCUAUUACGUCACAACGAAGUAGACAAUGUGCUUUUUCCACAAACUGACUAUCCCUUUGCCCACACAGAAGUAAAGCUCUUUGACUGUGUCAUGCCUGGAGCUGUGGCUAUGAUGAAUCUUGGACAUUUUACUAAUUGCAUGGAGAUGCAAUUGAAAAUAUUGAACAGAUUUGAAAAACCAGCUACAAUAUCUAAAUCACACAAUAAUGAUAAUAUAAAUUAUCUUUCUAUUAGGAGAAUGAUUUGUGAAUUUAUUUUAUAUGUUCGUACAUAUAUGAACAGCAUAAAAUGGGAUCUCAAUGCAUUAGAAAUGGUAAUACCUGAAAUAAAUAAAGAUGUGGACACUUUAUUUGACUCCAUAAAGCGCUUUCUUAAUACACUACAUGGUAUGCCAGAUUCAAUUCUACAUUGUGCUGCUUCUAAUAUAGGCAAUAAGUGUAAUCAAAUAGAAUUUCACUUGUAUCAUAUGCAUAUAGAAUUAAGAUGGUUUUUUAUAACACUGAUACAUUCAAAAACUAUAUGGUAUCAAUAUCAAAUGCAUACAUUGCUAGAAGAAUUUGAGAAUACUACUGAAAUGGUUAUUAAUGAUCUUGUGCACUUUGGCUUAAAAGUAUUUGAAAGGUUAUUCUCAAACUGGAAUAUGAAUUUUACACAAAAAUCACCAUACUGCUGCACAUGCACACGAGAAUUGUGGCUCAUGCUUCAAAUAUUUAUUGAUAGUUUAGAAGAAAGGAUGAAAACCAAGACAUUUUGGGAUCAUGUAAAUAGUUGCGUUAAUAGAGUAUUAAAUAAAGAUCGGUCCCAAAAAAUAUUUUGGCACAAUGGUAUGGAUUCCUUUCUGCCAGAUUGUAAGAAUCCUGAACUGUUUUGCAUCUGGAUAAUACAUCAUUUAUCUUUGUUAUAUGGAUACAAUACAGAUGGUGUAUAUUUGCAAUAUAAUUCACCAAGGAUUAAAUCCAAUUGUGAACAAGUUGAAAAGAUUUUGAAAAUCUAUGUGUGUAAAGGUGGAAAGGAUGGUGAAAGGGACGAAUUUGAUACUGAACUCAAGAUCAUAAUAUUACUAUUGUACGACCUUAUUAUUAAUUGGUGGCAACCACGAGUCUCAAUAAUAUCUUUUCUUUGGGACUGUUUCCAUAAAAGAUUGAACCAAUCAUUCUUAUUACAAACUUCCGGGCCUUGGGCCUUAUCUUUUGAAAAAAAGACUACUGCAGAUAUUCUGAAACAAAUUAAUGACAGAAUUUGUGGAAAAUUUGAACAUUCUAAGGAAUCUAGCUAUAGCAUAUUCUUACAUUUAGUAGGCACAUUUUUAAAGAAACAUGGCAAAACGGAUCCAAAAUAUUGGAAUCAAUUUAAAGGGCGUGUGUACACAAAAUUCUCAAAAAAUAAAAUUGCAGAAUUGUCUGAGAAUGGUCUCUACAACUUUAUAUCCUUAUUUAUCACUUUAGCAAUUACUGCAGAUGUUACAAAUGUUUGUACAACAAUGCUAGAUCUUUUGCCAUCUACACAUGAAUUAAGCGACGAAUAUAAUAAAAAGAGCAAUUUAAUCUGGAAAGGGAAAUUAGUAUGUCUUCUAUUAUUUAAUGAAAGAAGAUUAUCUCUUGCCUCUAUAGCCAGCUAUUUUACAGAAACAAUCAAUUUGAUAAGCUGUCGUAAAGAUGAAACAUCUCGUUCUAUGAUGACCAGUUUCGUUGACGUUUUAAAUACAAUUUUAUCCAACAAUGACAAAAUGGAUUUAGGAGAGCAUCAUUUCAUUAGUGGUUGGAUUGAUCGUUAUCUCUUGGAAUGUCCAAAAAAUAGGAUCGGAUUUUUACUGGAAAUGCUCGCCAAUGUUUUUAAUAAAUGCAUCAUCUUGCAAGUUUCUUGUAACAAUUCGCUUGUUAUAGAUGGUGUCAGGAAAAUGUUAGAUGCACUAUGGUGUUUUGUUGCUUGUAGAAUUCGUCAACUUGUCUUUGAUCCCAUUCUUAUCGGUGACAAUUAUAAAAUUAUUUCCAAACUAGCUGUCAUAUUUACAUUAGAAGCAGUUCGAGAGCCUGCUACUGCUAAAAAAUAUAAGCAUUCAGCUAUAUCUUUAUUUCAACAUUUUGCUGCAUCAAUAUUUUUAAAAGAUAUAAGAAUUACCCAAUAUUAUUUAGUAUCUAUUCUUGAAAAUGAACAAGCUGUACAAAGCUUAAAGAAAGAAAUUCCAAAUUUCGAUAUUAUUCUUAUCCAAGCUUGGAUAAAAUGUUCUAUCCUUGGUUAUGGAACAGAUAAGGAAGAAAUAAAGAUAUUGCAUAAUUAUAUUGCUGAUCUCAAUGACAUCAAAGAAAUAUUCAUGUCGGAUUAUGAUCUGCAUGAAUUUAAAAACAAUGAUGAACCUAUUUUGACAUUUAUAAUAUCAUUCAUGAAGAAGCAGAAUGCUUUAGAGUCUGUACAGGAAAAAUUUCAAUACAAUGCAAAAUGUAAGAUGUACUUCAAAAAUGUAGAAAAAUGGGCCUUGCUACCUAUAACAGAGGAAACAAAAGAUUCGGAACUUGCAUUUUGGAUUUACAGAUGCCUCGGAACAUUGAUUCUCUGCAUUUCUCCGAUGCUGUAUACUAAAAAUCAACCAAACGAUAUGUUAAGAAUGCUUAUCAACAAAAUUAUCUUAGUACCCGAGAACUCUACGCAUAUAUAUAUAAAACAAUUGGGGAAAAAAAUAUUCUCAAUGAUAAUACUUGGUUUGGAAAAAUUAAAUGUCAAAGGUGACAUAUUACUGCAAGCGAUGAUCAGAGAUAUCUUUGAUCAAUAUUUGCCAAUUUUGAUAACUGAAAUUAACAAUGGUUGCAGUUUUAAAGUUUCUGAUAUGUUGCUAAAAUGCUUUAAGGAAGCAAAAUCUGAAUUUCUGCGUUCGAUUUUCGAAAUGCUCAUGUCGAAUUUUUACAAUAUAUCAUCUGACAAUGUCAUGCACAAACAUUCAAAUUUGAUAACGUGGCUUAUAAAAACAUUGCUUAAAGAAGGAAGAAAAUAUCCUAAAUAUAUCGCAGAACACAUCAUCCAAGUUUGUUCUCCAAAUAUCUUUGGAUGUUACAUGAAGAUUCAAGAUCAUCAUCCACAUAAGCUGCAUACAAUUGAUUUUAUUAAUGAUGUAAUUAAAAAUCCGUACUAUGAGGAAGAUAAAUUGAUCAGAGAUAAAUUCCAGAGUGCCAUUUCUGCUGCAGUGCAAAAGUAUUUAAUACUGAAUACACAAUUUACGUUUGAGUUUAUGCGAUCUGUCCUAUCUAUAAAAAAAAGUAUCAUAAUCAAUUUGUUUCCACAAAUUGAAGCCAUCAUCCUCCAUGCAGAACAGUUUCAUCGACCUAAUGCAAUAUCCUUGAGGUUCAAAUGGAAUCAAUUGAAAAAAUAUAUGCUGAAUAUGGAUGAUAAUUCGCAAUAAGAUUACACAAAUAUAUUAAUAA